This is a messenger RNA of Ochotona princeps (American pika), 2434 nucleotides long. It is a transcript of the gene ERLEC1, whose product is annotated as endoplasmic reticulum lectin 1. Gene Ontology annotation, biological process: endoplasmic reticulum unfolded protein response; retrograde protein transport, ER to cytosol. The coding region runs from base 171 to 1622 and encodes 483 amino acids. The record is from RefSeq and is a predicted model, not a curated record. Gene Ontology annotation, cellular component: endoplasmic reticulum lumen. The transcript is spliced from 14 exons. NCBI's taxonomy places the organism in Eukaryota, Metazoa, Chordata, Mammalia, Lagomorpha, Ochotonidae.
UGGGGGCGGUGUUGGCCGGUUCUCCGGAAGGAGACGUGGCGGCGGUUGGGCCCCCGGCUGCCCGGGCGCUCUCUCGUCCCGCCGCCUCCUCCUCCUCCUUCUCCUCCUCCACGUCUCCGCUGAAGGCAGAGGGGGUUCGUGGCGGCGGCUGGGGAGAGCGGCGGCGGAGGAUGGAGGCAGGAGGCGGCGGCGCGCGGAGCCUGGUCCCCGGUGGGCCGGUGUUACUGGUCCUCUGCGGCCUCCUGCAGGCGUCCGGCGGCGGCCGAGCGCUUCCCCCGCUCAGCGACGAUAUCCCUUUCCGAGUCAACUGGCCCGGCACCGAGUUCUCUCUGCCCACAACUGGAGUUUUAUACAAAGAAGAUAAUUAUGUCAUCAUGACAACUACACAUAAAGAAAAAUAUAAAUGUAUACUUCCCCUUGUGACAAGUGGAGAUGAGGAGGAAGAAAAGGAUUACAAAGGCCCUAAUCCACGAGAGCUUUUGGAACCACUAUUUAAACAAAGCAGUUGUUCCUACAGAAUCGAGUCCUAUUGGACUUAUGAAGUGUGUCAUGGGAAACACAUUCGGCAAUACCAUGAAGAAAAAGAAACUGGUCAGAAAAUAAAUAUCCAUGAGUACUACCUGGGAAAUAUGUUGGCCAAGAACCUUCUGUCAGAAAAAGAACGAGAAGCAGAGGAAAAGGAAAAGUCAAACGAGAUUCCCACUAAAAAUAUCGAAGGUCAGAUGACACCAUACUACCCAGUGGGAAUGGGAAACGGUACACCUUGUAGUUUGAAACAGAACCGGCCCAGAUCAAGUACUGUGAUGUACAUAUGUCAUCCUGAAUCUAAGCAUGAAAUUCUUUCAGUAGCUGAAGUUACAACUUGUGAAUAUGAAGUUGUCAUUUUGACACCACUCUUGUGCAGUCAUCCUAAAUAUAGGUUCAGAGCAUCUCCUGUGAAUGACAUAUUUUGCCAGUCACUGCCAGGCUCACCAUUUAAGCCCCUCACUCUGAGACAGUUGGAGCAGCAGGAAGAAAUAUUAAGGGUGCCUUUUAGGAGAAGUAAAGAGGAAGACCUGCAGUCAACUAAAGAAGAAAAAUUUCCAGCAAUCCACAAACCCAUUGCUAUUGGCUCUCAGCCAAUGCUCACUGUCGGAACAACUCACAUAUCCAAGCUGACGGAUGACCAGCUCAUUAAAGAGUUCCUUAGUGGUUCUUACUGCUUUCAUGGGGGUGUUGGUUGGUGGAAAUAUGAAUUCUGCUAUGGAAAACAUGUACAUCAAUAUCAUGAGGACAAGGAUAGUGGGAAAACCUCUGUGGUUGUGGGGACAUGGAACCAAGAAGAGCACAUUGAAUGGGCCAAGAAGAAUACUGCCAGAGCCUACCAUCUUCAGGACGAUGGCACCCAGACAGUCAGGAUGGUGUCCCAUUUUUAUGGGAAUGGAGAUAUUUGUGAUAUAACUGACAAACCAAGACAGGUGACAGUAAAGCUAAAGUGUAAAGAAUCUGACUCUCCUCACGCCGUUACUGUAUAUAUGCUAGAGCCGCACUCCUGCCAGUAUAUUCUUGGGGUUGAAUCUCCAGUGAUCUGUAAAAUCUUAGAUACAGCAGAUGAAAAUGGACUUCUUUCUCUUCCCAACUGAAGGCUAUGAACACUGGGGGAACCAGAUCAUUGCGAGUCAAGAUGGUCUCUGUCUGACCAUAUGGCUCAUAGAGUUCUAAGCCAUUGGACCUCAUCUAAAGGAUCAUAUAAAAGGACUCUCAACUACUUUGUGAAUGUAUAUGUGUAUAUAAGAGGUUAUUGAUAAACUAAGGCUACAUUUUUCUCACCUUUUUUUCAUCUUUUGUUGUGUGUUUUGAACUGUUUUUUUUUCUUUGCUUGAAUAAUGUGAUUCUGAAAUAAAUCUUAUCCAAGCAAUAUGGAGUCCAGCCUAUUCAAAUGUCAUAAUUGUUGUAUCUAUUAAAAGCUAUUAAAGAUUUACUAUGUAAACUAUAUGACUAGGUAAUGAAGUAAAGAUAAUGAAGAAAAGAUGCUGAAAGAAGGUUAUUUAAGUGAGAAACCAUGUAAUAUGUGUAAAUUACAGUGCCUGAAAUCCCUUCAACGUUUCAUCUAGCAGCUACUCUCUGGCAGUCACUAAACUAGAAAACUGGGCACAAAGUAAAACUUCACAGGGAGUUUUCUUGGCCCAGAAUAACCUCAAGAGAUCAUUAUUUAAUAGGCUUUUUUCUUCUGAACCUUGGUUUGUUUGUUUCUCCUUUUUGUAGGAGCACGUUUUCUCGCAGAGUGUGUAUCUGGUGUGGACAGUUGGUGACCCUCUGAUUCAGAAUGAUUUGCUCUGGUGAAACACACUGUGCUGGACAGCCAUUGUACUUAAUACUGUAUACUACAGAUUUUAGUUCUGGACAGUUUUACAGUACAAUAUUUAUUUUCAAGUGAAUAAAAUGUUCAUAAAUA